Molecule: messenger RNA, 2755 nt
Organism: Ipomoea triloba (trilobed morning glory)
Lineage: Eukaryota; Viridiplantae; Streptophyta; Magnoliopsida; Solanales; Convolvulaceae
Product: G-type lectin S-receptor-like serine/threonine-protein kinase At4g27290
Exons: 7
Coding region: 3-2510 (835 amino acids)
Biological process (GO): recognition of pollen; protein phosphorylation
Molecular function (GO): protein serine/threonine kinase activity; ATP binding
Source: RefSeq, a predicted model, not a curated record
GAAUGCUUAGAGGUGGAAGAAUGAAUGCAUCAAGAAAUGGCUGCUUAUUCCUAUUCUUCCUCUUAUCCUUACUCCUUCCCAUUAAAAGGAGUUUCAGUGCAACAGACACCAUAACUACAGCUCUGUCUCUACAUGAUGGUGGUGAUGAGACCAUUGUUUCGUCGCCUAAUGGAACCUUCGAACUAGGGUUCUUCAGUCCCGACAAAACGAAAAACCGAUAUGUAGGCAUAUGGUACAAGAACAUAUCUGUCAGAACAUAUGUCUGGGUUGCCAACAGAGAAGCCCCUCUAUAUAAUACAACAGGGAUCCUUAAGGUCAUCAAACCGGGAAUUCUAGUUCUUGUGAAUGGUAGUAAUGGUGUUGUGUGGUCAACUAAUAGCUCAAGGUCAGUGAAUGAUCCAAUAGCACAGUUACUGGAUUCUGGGAAUCUUGUAGUAAGAGAUGCAGAUGAUGGGAAUCCACUCAAUCCAGAGAAUUCUGUCUGGCAGAGUUUUGAAUAUCUGACGGAUACAUACUUACCGGGCAUGAAUUUAGGGUGGGAUUUUGUGACAGGGCAUGAAACAUACCUGUCAUCUUGGAAGAACCAUGAAGAUCCAGCUCCUGGGGAGUUCACCUAUCGGGUUGAUCGAAAUGGCUAUCCACAGAAUGUGUUGGAAAGAAGGUCAGUCCUGCAGUACAGAGCUGGGAUGUGGAAUGGUUUGCGGUUUACUGGAUCACCAAACUCGAGACACAGUCCCUUCUACAGAAUUGGAUUUGUGUUUAAUCAGAAACAAGCAUACUUCACUAAUCAGCUCCUUGGUCCAGUCCUCACCAGGGCUGUUCUGAAUCAGAACGGCGUUCUAGAACGCUGGAUUUGGAUUGACCGCACCCAGGACUGGAUUCUUUACCUUGAGUCACCAACAGACAACUGCGAUACUUACAAGCUGUGCGGUGCAUAUGGCAGCUGCGACAUACAAACUUCCCCAGUCUGUGGAUGUCUGGACAAGUUUGAGCCCAGACAUCCCGAGGAUUGGCUUAGGGCAGAUUGGUCAGGCGGUUGUGUUCGCAGGACAGCUCUUAACUGCACCGAAGGAGACAAGUUUCUCAAGUACUCUGGUAUCAAAUUGCCAGACACACAGAAAUCUUGGUUCAAUCAGACUAUGACACUCGAAGAAUGCAAGGCACUUUGCACCAAAGAUUGCUCUUGUAUGGCUUACUCAAACAUUGAUAUACGCAAUGGAGGAUCGGGGUGUUUAAUGUGGUCUGAUGAUCUACUAGACAUUAGAGUGAUACCCAUGGGAGGGCAAGACAUCUAUAUUAAAGUGGCAGCUUCUGAAAUAGUCACCCAAGAAGGAUCAAAUGGAAAGAACGGAAAGAUAAUCAUCAUUAUCCUGCCAUUAUUAAUUGGAAUAGUUCUGCUAAGCCUGAUUCUGGUGGUUUAUUGUAGAAGAAGGAAGAAGGGUUCAGAGCUCAGAAGUACAGGAACUUCAAGGAGGCCUAGUUACAACUACGAACAUAGCAAUGAAAACCAAAAUGAUGAGAUUGAGCUAACAGUAUUUGACUUAGCUUCUAUAAGUAAAGCUACCAACAACUUUGAGCUCAAGAGCAAGCUCGGAGAAGGAGGCUUUGGACCUGUUUACAAGGGUGUCCUAGGAGGACAGGAAAUAGCAGUGAAGCGCCUCUCACAAACAUCUACACAAGGACCCAUGGAGUUCAAGAAUGAAGUAGAGUACAUUGCAAAACUUCAGCAUCGUAAUCUAGUGAAGAUGUUAGGCUGCUGCAUUGAUGGAGAGGAAAAAUUGUUGAUCUAUGAGUACAUGCCAAAUGGAAGUCUUGAUACAUUCAUAUUUGAUGAGUCAAAAAGCAGGUUGCUAGAUUGGCCUAAACGCUUCCAAAUUAUCAAUGGGAUUGCUAGGGGACUCAUGUAUCUUCAUCAAGAUUCUCGAUUGAGGAUCAUUCACAGAGAUCUCAAAGCUAGCAACAUUUUGUUAGAUGACAAUAUGGAGCCCAAGAUAUCAGACUUUGGCAUAGCAAGGUGUCUUUUGGGGAAUGAGAUAGAAGCCAAGACAAACCGAAUAGUUGGAACAUAUGGCUACAUUUCACCGGAAUAUGCAGUACAUGGGCUCUACUCAGUAAAAUCAGAUGUAUUUAGCUUCGGAGUCUUGGUUUUAGAGAUUAUAAAGGGGGAGAGGAAUACAAAAUUCUUUCUUCAUGAUCAAGGCAUCAAUCUUCUCGGACAUGCAUGGAAACUCUAUAAAGAAGGAAGGUCAUUGGAACUACUUGAGCCACAUCUAAGUUCCACACACACUAUGUCAACAUCCGAAGUUCUACGGGCAAUUCAUGUGGGACUAUUGUGUGUGCAACAACGUCCAGAAGACAGGCCAGGCAUGUCUUCUGUGAUUCUAAUGCUGAAUAAUGAAGGCGUGUUGCCUCAAGCUAAACAGCCAGGUUUUUUCACAGAAGACAAUGGUGCCUAUUGUUCUAACUCAUCAACAACUAGGAUCACCAUUACAACAUUAGACCCGCGCUAGAAAGUGCACAAAUCCUACUCUUGAAAAUGUAAAUACCUUAUCCUUGCAAAGGUGAGUCUUCGGUAUCAUGCUUCACUCAUAGAGUAAUUUUAUCAAACAGAUAGCAGGCACAGAGCUUUAAACGUUUUGAUUAAAUCUUUUUAUCCAAACAUUUACAAAUCAAGCAUAUUGCUAACAUGUAAACCUAACCAGAAAUAUUCACGUGAUGAAGUAUAAAGAAGCUUACACUGAAGCAACUAUUUCCA